This is a messenger RNA of Vicugna pacos (alpaca), 1793 nucleotides long. It is a transcript of the gene STOML3, whose product is annotated as stomatin like 3. Gene Ontology annotation, cellular component: plasma membrane. The record is from RefSeq and is a predicted model, not a curated record. NCBI's taxonomy places the organism in Eukaryota, Metazoa, Chordata, Mammalia, Artiodactyla, Camelidae.
GUGGAUGCAGGUGGCUUCCCCAGCCCGGUCCAGGUGUGGCCAGCCCCCUGGGCGGUGUCACCGUCCACGCAGCCGCGUGGCUUUUCUAAGAACCACGUCGGUUACAGGCUCGCCUCCCUUCUAUUUUCUAGGCAUCAAGAGUAAACGGCUCGGGGUGUGUGGCUGGGUCCUGUUUUCCCUUUCUUUGCUGCUGCUGAUCAUUACCUUCCCUGUCUCCAUAUGGAUAUGCUUGAAGGUCAUUAAGGAGUACGAACGGGCUGUCGUAUUCCGACUGGGACGCAUCCAAGCUGACAAGGCCAAGGGGCCAGGUUUGAUUCUGAUCCUGCCCUGCAUAGAUGUGUUUGUCAAGGUUGAUCUCCGGACUGUUACUUGCAACAUCCCUCCACAGGAGAUCCUCACCAGAGACUCUGUGACCACUCAGGUGGAUGGCGUGGUCUAUUACAGAAUCUACAGCGCUGUUUCGGCAGUGGCAAAUGUCAACGAUGUCCACCAAGCCACAUUUCUGCUGGCUCAGACCACUCUGAGAAAUGUCUUAGGGACACAGACUUUGUCCCAAAUCUUAGCUGGCCGAGAAGAGAUCGCCCAUAGCAUCCAGACCUUACUGGACGAUGCCACCGAGCUGUGGGGGAUCCGGGUGGCCCGAGUGGAAAUCAAAGACGUCAGGAUCCCCAUCCAGCUGCAGAGGUCCAUGGCGGCCGAGGCCGAGGCCACCCGGGAAGCCAGGGCCAGGGUCCUGGCAGCAGAAGGGGAAAUGAAUGCAUCUAAAUCUCUGAAGUCAGCCUCCAUGGUGCUGGCCGAGUCCCCCAUAGCGCUCCAGCUGCGUUACCUGCAGACCUUGACCACCGUCGCCACCGAGAAGAACUCCACCAUUGUGUUCCCUCUGCCCAUGAAUAUACUCGAGGGCAUUGGUGGCAUCAGCUAUGACAACCACAAGAAGGUCCCUAACAGAGCCUGAGGUCCUCCCGCUGCAGCCAGCCGUUGCGUACACGUUCCUAUGGAGAACCCAGUAGUUAGAAGUGUCGAGAAUUUCAACACUACUCAGAGUAUAACCCCACAGCUGGAAUAGCAUUAGCAGGGAAACGCUGUAGACGCUCUAGAAAAAGAAAAAGGGGAAAAAAGCGUUGUGUACUACUUUUAUUUUUAAGAACAUAAAAAAACUGCAUUCUUCUUAUUCUAGUCAAUGAGUAGGUGUCCCUGACUUACAGCAGGAACCUUCUUGCAGUAGGGGGAGGAAAUCUUUGGGUGGCUGUGACUAAGAUUUCAGAAUUACUUUUUGAUGGGUUUAAGAAGCACUCCAGAUAAUCUGCAAAGUAACCCGGGCCUCGUAUGCAGACUGGCUAUUUGCUUUAUCAUUCCAAAGUAAUUAUUUGUUAAAUUUACAAUAGUUGGAGCAAAACCCCACAGUGCUUAAAAUUAUGAUUGAUUUUGAUGGUAAAGACUAAACAGGCACUGAGGCUCCCAGCUGCAAUCUUAUCACCACCACCCCCUCCCCAGGCAGACUGCACUCGGCUGUACCUGGGAGUGGUGGCCCAUCCCAGCCUCCAGGCACCCUUGUCAGGGGGACAGACAAGGCAUAAGGAGGCUGCAAGCUCCAGUCAGUUUAUCUGCUCACAAGUGAGAACGCUUGUAGAAGGUCUUAUUGGUUGAACUUAUUGGGGAACCUUCGCCUGUGGACCUCAUGUGUUCACUCUGUCGUGGCUCCCAAGAGCCACAAGUAAUCAAGAAUUGUUUGUAAAUUCUAUUCUCCCCCCUCCAAACCCCCAAAAUCAUCAACAACAAAAAACUUAUUAAAA